Messenger RNA from Eleginops maclovinus (Patagonian blennie), 2308 nucleotides. It is a transcript of the gene rhbdd3, whose product is annotated as rhomboid domain containing 3. The record is from RefSeq and is a predicted model, not a curated record. Gene Ontology annotation, cellular component: membrane. The transcript has 5 exons. Gene Ontology annotation, molecular function: serine-type endopeptidase activity; protein binding. NCBI's taxonomy places the organism in Eukaryota, Metazoa, Chordata, Actinopteri, Perciformes, Eleginopidae. Bases 368 to 1450 code for a protein of 360 amino acids.
ACAAGAAGACGUGAAGUAGUGCGGAAAUGGACUUACGCUGAGCCCUUUAAAUACUUUAAUAUUCUUAUUUAAGUAUAUUUGUUACUUGUGUAUUAUUGAGGACAUGGUUAUUUUACAAUAGCAGUUACACUCGUGGACUCUGUGUACGAAUACAGUGAGUGGAGGGGGAUUUAACAAGAUAAACAAGCGACUGAAUGUGUAGUCUUUAUACCAACUCGAUUUUGUGAUAGAUAAAUAAAUAGGCUUUAAUGUCUGAAACUGACCCCUUUUCACUUUUUAGCUGUUCUUGUGAUGAGAACAGACAGUGUCAGUUUAUCAGAAUGAUGCCACAUAAGGAGAAGUAAGGGGACAAACUACGGGAGAAGAAAUGCCUCGUCGUUUGUUGUCAAUAUGGUUUUGGUUUGGAUCAGAUCGCGUUGGAUUCUGUCUGGGAACCUCUCUAUUGACAGCCCUGAUGCUGCUGAUGUACGCGGGGGGAAUCCAGGCUAGUCUCAGCCUCGGUCCAGGUGGAGAGUUCCCCAGAGUCAGAGAUGUGUUCCUGUAUGCUUUUAGUCACGAUGAUCUGCCCUCUCUGCUGGUCAGCGCUGCCUUCCUGUUGGUGGUGGGACCGUGUCAGGAGCGCCGCUGGGGUUCCGUCGCCUUCCUGUCCCUCUCCACCCUCACAACAAUCCUAUUACCUCUUCUCUAUACUCUGGUCCUCUGUGUCGGUGGGAGUGAGGCGAGUCGGAUCUGCGGUCACUCUGCAAUCCAGCUGUCCCUGUUUGCGGCGCAGUGUCGUCAGGUGGCUCAGAGGAGGCUGCUCAGGGUCUUUCCGGUCUGGUUGCUCCCCUGGCUUCUUCUGCUGAUAGGUCUCCUGCUGCUGCCCGGGACACCCGCCCUGCUGCACUUCUGCGCAAUAUUCAUCGGACACAACUAUUACCAGUCUUUCAUUGGGACUCUACAGGAGCUGGAGGAGGCCCGGCUCUUGGACUGUAUUCCUGAUUGGGCGUAUAUCCGUGCUUCAGCCCGGUUGAGAUUGCCAACCUACACUACCUCACAGAGCUCCAGAUCACAUUCUCAGAUGACGCCUGCAGAUCAGGCAGCUGCUCCCCCCAUGAGGGAUCCAUCUGUUUUUAACCACCACCCAUGGGUGGAUCCAGUGCCUGCCUGGAUAAUGAACGAGUCGGCUGCGCUGUCUGAGGCCGACGUGCUGGAGGAUCAGAUGCUCAGGGCAGGAAUACUGGCCUCAUUACAGGAUGCUCCUGACAACCCUGAUGCUAAAGUGGAAGUGCCCAAAUCCUCAGUUUCCUCUCUGCGUCUCCAGCAGCUGGAGAAGAUGGGCUUCCCCACAGAGAAAGCUGUAGUGGCAUUAGCAGCCUCCAAACAGCUGGAUGGCGCCAUUUCCCUGCUCAUUGAUGACAGUGUCGGAGAACAGGCCGUGAUGGUAUCAAAAGGGAAGCAGAGCACUUAACCGUUUGGCUCUUGUACACUAAACUGGACGAACAGUAUGCUUGGGUUUUGCUGAGCUUUCACUUUUUUUCCCCUGUGGGCUACGUACUUGUAUUACUGACUUUAGGAUCAAUUUAAGUGGGGAGGAAAGAGGUGUUUCUUUUUUCCAUAACUGUGAAUCUAAUCAUAUGAAGAGGCAAACAUGACAGCUUUGGAGACGAUUUCUCUGAAUGCAGAUUAAAUGCAUGUUGAUUGAAUGGAUUUCAUUUAUUUAUGCUGUAAUCUUAAUAAUGAAUGUUGCAACACAAAUAAAAACAGAUUUCUUAAAAAAAAUGAACAUUAUUUUAUUACAUCAAUCACUUAGACAGGAUUAUCUUAACACAGUAACACAGUUUCAAGAAAAAAAUGUAGAAUGAAAUAUGAAAUGGUUACACAACAGCAUACAAAAUAAUUGAUCAUUUUAAAUAGUUUCACAAUAAGUUUGAUAUAAGAUGAAAAAACAAGUAUCAUGUUUCUCAUCAGGACAGUUUAAGCUGUCAACAGUGGUACAAAAUAUGUUCAAGUUCCAUUAACAGUUUUGUUAUUCCCUGUGUGUGUGUGUGUGUGUGUGUGUGUGUGUGUGUGUGUGUGUGUGUGUGUGUGUGUGUGUGUGUGUGUGUGUGUGUGUGUGUGUGUGUGUGUGUGUGUGUGUGUGUGUGUGUGUGUGUGUGUGUGUGUGUGUGUGUGUGUGUGUGAGUGUGUAAGUGUGUGUAAGCUCUGGAAAUGGACAGCAAGUUUGAAGUUAUUUUCAUAAUGUCUCUGUUGAUAUGCCACCAAAACCAAUUUGUUGUGCUUUUGAGUUUGAGCUUUGAAGUAUGUUAAUAAACUAUUGUGUAUUUAA